UUAUGUUUGCCGUUGAACAACGGCUUAUGUUGAUAACUGAGUUUAGAAGAAAGAAUAAGCUAAACGUGGACAACUCGCGCGAUUUCUCCCAAACUAAACAACCUACAUGAGUUCUUAAAAAAAACCUACUUAACUUAAAUAUUUAAUUUUAGCAUUAAAAUGAGUCUCGCAAUGCAGGAGAAAAUCGAUCCCAAGCAUCUGGAAAAGAAGCCUGAAAAACAAAAGGACACUGAAGCCUCAGAAGUCGAUGAUCGAGAGCAUGCCACAUCGUACUUUGAAACAGCUUCUCACCUUUUCAAGGGCAGCGUUGGAGCUGGUCUCUUUGCAAUGGGUGAUGCAUUUAAAAAUGGUGGUCUGAUUGGAGCAACGAUCCUCUUACCUGCAAUUGCUAUAAUAUGUGUACAUUGCGAGCACAUGCUCAUCAGAGCCUCAAAACGAGCCGUUUUGGCUACAAAAGGUGCUACAUUUUUCGACUACCCUGAUACAGUGGAGAAAACCUUUGAAUUGGGUCCGAAAAGAUUCCGUUUUGCGUCGAAAUUUAUGCGACUCGUCGUAGAGAUGUUCCUUUGUGUCACACAAUUUGGAUUCUGCUCAAUCUACUUUGUGUUUAUUGCUGAGAAUCUAGUGCAGGUUUUCGAGCAAAAUAAAAUCGGCUUGGAUUUUAAUAUUUCAAUGACAAUAGCUCUAGCUGCCGUUCUAAUACCCUCGCUUUUAACCAACCUCAAGUACUUGGCUCCAAUAUCGAUGUUAGGAAGUAUCUCAUUGAUCUUUGGUAUCACAGCUACUCUUAUAUUUGCUAUGAUCGAUGGACUUCCAGCACCAAAUGAACGUAAUUUAGUGACAGAUGGUGGAAAAAUGUCACUCUUUUUUGGAACAGCGAUAUUUUCGUACGAAGGCGUUGCGCUUAUAUUACCUUUGCGCAAUGCUAUGAAAAAACCAGAUGGCUUCAAUAGCCGAUUUGGAGUAUUAAAUAUAACGUUGGUUUUGAUUACAGCGCUUUUUGUUUUUACCGGAUUUGUGGGCUACUUGAAAUGGGGUGAAGAUGUUCAGGGCAGUUUAACUUUAAACUUGGAUGUAACUGAUUGGAAAUCACAAGUCGUUAAAAUCGUUGCAGCUUUGGGAGUAUUUUUUGGAUAUCCACUACAAUUUUACAUUUUGAUACAAAUAGUGUGGCCUGGAAUGCAGGAGUCCAUGAAUUGCAAUAAACGACCAUUAAUGGGAGAACUCUUCUUUAGAACUAUUAUGAUUUUAUUGACAUUUGCCGUUGCUUUGGUUGUUCCUGAGCUAGGACUUUUCAUAUCACUUAUUGGAGCUCUAUGUUCCACCUCAUUGUCAUUAUUAAUCCCUGUGAUGGUUGAUUUUAUUCAUCGAUCCGGAGAAAGCAAAUCAAUCGGAGCAGGAUUGUACAUAAAGAAUAUUAUAAUUUUAAUUGUCGCUGCUCUAGGAAUCGGAACUGGAACCUAUCAAAGCAUAACGGAAAUCAUAAAAGAAUUCAAAUUGUGAUAUGUUUUUCAUACAUAUUCUAAAAAUUUUACCCACUGUUUACUUUGUAUAUUUAUAACAUAUUUAUGUAAGAAAAAAAAAUUGUUAUUAAUUUGUAUUUUAUUGUAAGAUAUUUAACUGUUAGUUAUUUUUUUUGUUUUUGUAAAUAUGUAUAUUGUAUAAUGCUUGAUGAGAAUUAUUUUUCUAUAAAUUAUAUUCAAAUUUUUUGGCUGGUCUUAAGUAUAAGCUGAAUAAAUUGAAAUUCGUGACAUAAGAA
This is a messenger RNA of Episyrphus balteatus (marmalade hoverfly), 1759 nucleotides long. Its product is annotated as neutral amino acid uniporter 4. Gene Ontology annotation, biological process: amino acid transmembrane transport. Gene Ontology annotation, cellular component: vacuolar membrane. Lineage: Eukaryota; Metazoa; Arthropoda; Insecta; Diptera; Syrphidae. The transcript is spliced from 4 exons. The record is from RefSeq and is a predicted model, not a curated record. The coding region runs from base 160 to 1503 and encodes 447 amino acids. Gene Ontology annotation, molecular function: amino acid transmembrane transporter activity.